GAUGAAUGAAUAGGUCCUAAACUAGCAAACUACUUAUUGCGUUAGUGUGUUAAAAUAGUGUUGUUCGUUAGCAUUUGAGUGUCCUAUAAACAACAAAAUGGAUUGCGAAAUUUUUCAAAAAUAAUAUAACAAACACUUAGAAAAGACGUGCAAAGUUCUUGUGCAUGUUUCUUGAUAAGUCUGCAAUUAAUGGAAAAGUAUUGUGACUACGUAAGAUGCGACUUAACGCAUGAACGUCAUAAUGUGAUUGGUCCUUACUUUCCGAAACGUCUGAUUGAGUCUUUUUUGUAAAUCAAGUGACUUAAUAAUGGAAACAAACCAUGUGUCAAACAAACACAAAACUAAGUGUCUUGAUCAAAAUAGCUUUAAAACUGUUACAACACUGACAGAAGACACAACUUGUGGUAUUUGGUUUCUAAAAGGGCACUGGAUUCAGCACUUCGCCAAUAAAAAAGCCUACGUCUUCCUUUACGGGUUGUUAGGUUGUGUGUUUUCAGCAGCUUAUGCUUAUUUCAAUGGAACUAUCACAACACUUGAAAAAAGAUUCAAAAUACCCAGCAGAACUACUGGUAUAAUUACUGUAGGAAAUGACUUAAGUCAAUUAUUUGUGUCCGUAAUUCUGAGUUACUACGCCGGAAGAGGCCAUAGACCGCGUUGGAUGGCGCUUGGAAUGUAUACGGUGGUUCUUUUCUGUUUAUUAACAGCUUUACCACACUUUCUUUAUGGCGCUGGAUCUGAUGCUCUAUCGCUUACUGUCGAACAUCGAAUAAACGAUCAUAAUGCUACUAUUGAAGCUCUUGAACGGGAACGAAAGAAAGCGUUAUGCCAUCACAAAAAUUCGACUGCAUCUGAAUGCGAAAUAGAGGGAGGAAAUUAUUCCCCCCAAUUAAUACUGUUCAUAGCACAGUUUAUAUCUGGAAUUGGAGGAUCGCUGUACUACACGCUGGGGGUGUCGUAUAUGGAUGACAACAUCAAGAAAUCGAAAACGCCAGCUCUUUUCAGUUUUUCCUAUUUUAUCCGCAUGUUGGGACCUGCCAUAGGUUACGGUUUGGCUUCUUUUUGCUUAAAAUUAUAUAUAUCACCCACUUUAACACCAACUAUCGACAACAACGAUCCUAGAUGGUUGGGCGCUUGGUGGUUAGGAUGGAUAAUUUUGGCUAUAAUUCUGUUCGUGUUUGCGUCUUUGUUGGCGCUUUUUCCGAAAACCCUUCCAAGAGCGGCUGUGAGGAAAGAGAUGUUGAAAAAGCAAAGUUGUGCAGUGUUUGAAGCAGAACCAGAACUACCAACGUCUUUCAAAGAUAUGGUGGUUACUUUUAAACGUUUGAUCUCAAAUCCCACUCUAAUGUUAAAUAACUUUGCGGCUAUAUUCUAUUUUUUGGGGUAUAUGCCAUACUGGAUAUUUUUACCAAAGUAUAUUGAGACACAAUAUCGUCAAUCAGCAUCUGCUUCUAGUUUGAUAACUGGAAGUGCUGGACUUGUGUUUUCUGCCAUUGGAAUUCUGUUGUCGGGACUAAUUAUUUCUAAGUACAAGCCACGUGCACGAUAUUUAGCGGCUUGGAACGUUAUUGUUGGAGCGAUUUCAGUUCUUGGUAUUGUUUCAUAUGCCUAUUUAGGAUGUGCUGAAAAUGAUAACAGAGCUCCUUUGCUGCCAAACGGAGAAUUAAAUCCGGUGACUGAAUGUAAUUCUCACUGCUUUUGUGAUUACGUGAAAUACAAUCCUGUCUGUUCGCAAGAUGGAACGACAACUUUUAUAUCGGCAUGUCACGCUGGUUGCAAACAUUCAAAGAAAAUCAAUGGAACGGAUGUCUUUUCCGCCUGUUCUUGCAUUUCAACGAAUAACACGCUGUAUUUCGAGCGUCUGAUCGCUUCAAACAAUACCAAAAACGACAAAGUCGUGGUAGGAACGUCCCUGCACGAAGGUGGUUUUGCCACACCCGGAAACUGUUCAGUCGAUUGUUUAUCCAAGUUCUACGUUUUCUUAAUCGUCGUUUGUAUACUCAAAUUCAGUGGGGCAACUGGGAGAGCUUCGAAUUUUCUAGUGACAGUAAGGUGUGUGGAAGAAAAGGAUAAACCUGUGGCAAUGGGUUUCGGUCUGAUGCUAAUGAGUCUUUGCGCUUUCGUUCCUUCGCCCAUCCUCUUCGGAAUAAUCUUAGAUAAGGCCUGUCUGGUGUGGGGAAAGACUUGUACCGGAAAUGGAAACUGUUGGUUAUAUAAUGGAAAAACCUUAAGAUACACAAUGAAUUUCACCGCGGCGACGUUCGUCUUGAUUGGAACUCUUUUCGAUGCGGGUGUCUGGUUUUUCGUAAAAGGAUUAAAAAUAUUUGACGAAGAAAUUGAACUCGAACUAGAGGAUUUAGCCAGCUAA
Molecule: messenger RNA, 2365 nt
Organism: Zophobas morio
Lineage: Eukaryota; Metazoa; Arthropoda; Insecta; Coleoptera; Tenebrionidae
Product: solute carrier organic anion transporter family member 74D-like
Exons: 8
Coding region: 308-2365 (685 amino acids)
Biological process (GO): sodium-independent organic anion transport; transmembrane transport
Cellular component (GO): plasma membrane
Molecular function (GO): protein binding
Source: RefSeq, a predicted model, not a curated record